GGGGGAACCAUCAUAUACAGUUCCAUUGCCAGCGAUGGAGCAUGUGGCAUUGCUGCUGUGCAUUUCAGUCCUGCAAGUUCUGACGGCUGCAAAAGUUAUUGUGGCGCUUGGCCGGUACGCCCCUCGAGCAUUGAAAAAAAACAACGACUUGCACAAGUGCUUGGCAAUGGAUAGCCGGCUGGUUGAGGAACAGCGGGAGCAACCAAAAAGUCAUCCAAAAAUUUCAUGAAAUGCAGUGCCGCAUGCUGGUCAAGACUUUGCAAGUGAUAAUGGCUAUGGCUUGUGCACGUUUCGUGUUUGCACAGACACAUCUGGUGGCCGGGGAGCAACCUCCAGUACCAACUCUGGAUAUUGCUCUUAUCGUGGUCGACGCUAUUGCUCUUAUCCUGACACAAUUUGAGGGGCUCAUUACACCUCGAUGCCUUGACCUCUGGUACAUUCUUCUUCAGGGCUUAAUGAUCAGCCCAUUUUUUUUCGUGCUUCCUCGAGAUGUGAUAACGCUAUCGAAUUGGACAUUUGUUUUGAGAGUGAUGCUGGCCUUGUCGGCCAGACAUGUAUUUCUUGCGGUUUUGGGAAACGCAACAGCGUCAAUUCUGGUGAUGCGCUUAAUCGGUUUCGACUCCAGGAGUGCUCUUUUCACAGGUGAAAUUACGAAGCUGACUUUUCUACUGCUAUUUGUAUUCUCCAUCCGCCAGCUCAUUUUCCGAGAUGCCAAAGCGACAGUGGAAUUGAAAAGUAGAAGCAUUGAACUUGAAGCUGUUUCAUGCCUGCUACGUGGUUUUUGUGAUGCUGUCGUGGAAGUUGACGAACAGCUCCGAAUUGUUGAGAAUUCACAACAGCUUUUGACAAUGCUCCUCAGAUCGAGCCACAGCACGGACUUGGCAGGGCGGAACUUCCUGAGCCUCUUUUGCUCAGAUGACAAACCCAAGGUGAGCGACUGCCUUACCAGUGUCAGCACCAGUCACACGCAUGCGCUCAAUGCGCGUAUUUUGGAUGGUGAUGGGAACAGCGUGAAGGUAGAGCUCUUGCACAUACGAUUCCUAACUGCAGAAGACUGCGUUCACAGACUGGUUGGUGUCCGCGAGUUUCAAGACGUACAAGAUGUGGUUGGUGCUUUUGGCGCUUGUGAGCUUCAAGAGAAUUUGCGUGGGACUUCUGAUUCAGUUCCAGCCUAUGCUGCGAACGUUGAAUCGGCAGAAUUGCACGCAAGAGACGCAAGAGAAACAUGCAGGGAGACAAGAUCAACGACAGAGACUUCGACAUCAGACGAUCCUAUGAUUCUGUUCGACCUGGGAUCUUUCACUAUCUUGCAAGCAAACAAACCAGCCCGCCAGUUUUGUGGAAAGUGUGCUGGUGCUCCUGUAAAGUUUUCCAAGAUGAGUAUUUCGGACCUGUCUGCAGACCUGAGCUUUGCGCGCUUGUCCAAUCAGAUUCAAGAUCGGGUGAAUGCAAAUCCCGAAGCAGCAGUGCAUGAGUUGGACCUUGGUGCCAUAUUGCUUUUGAACAGGAUGCAGGCUAAGGCAAGAAUCCGCGCCGAGUAUGAUCCUUUGCUGGAUGCCUUUGUGGGGACUCUAUUCAUAACUCCAGUACCUCUUCCAGAACUUACCAAGGCCAACAUUGACCGUUUGGGCCAUGGGAGUCCUGGCAAGAAGCAUCAGCGGCGCCGUCGAAGUUGGAGCAGUAGCAGUGGAAGCAGCAGUGGCAGCAUUUUGAACUUGCAUAGAGCUAUUGCAUUGUAGUAGUUUGUCCGACAAGUACAAACAUGUACUUCAGAGCUUUGUUGCAAUUCGACCUUGUGCAUGGCCAGAG
Durusdinium trenchii is the source of this 1809-nucleotide messenger RNA. The record is from the annotation of a GenBank genome assembly. Lineage: Eukaryota; Dinophyceae; Suessiales; Symbiodiniaceae.